AUAUAUAUAUUAUAUAUAUAAUGCAUAAUUAACCUAUUAUAAAAUGUAUUGCUAUUUAGUAUUUGUUAUUAGAAAACUUAAAUACAACUCUUAAGAUUGAUCUUUAUCUAUUGGUUUUUAUAUAAACAACCCACUUUGCAUAAACGUAUGUUUAAUUAUUGUUCUAAUAUUCAAACGUUUUUCUUAAAUAAUAAAGCAAUUAACAAAUUUAUCUUAAAUGAGCUAAUAUAAAAAGGAAUUUUUUAAUAAAUAUUGAAUUAAAAUAAUUGACAAAUAUGAAAAGACUGACUGCAAAAUUAGUGUUCAUGGGCUCUCAAGGUGUUGGUAAAUCAAGCAUUAUCACAAGAUAUAUUAAAGGUGACUAUAAAAUGGACUGUGAAGCAACAAUUGGUGCUUCAUUUAUGUAUGCUAAAGUAAUGAUCCAAGAUUAUCAGAUAACACUAAAAGUAUGGGACACAGCUGGACAAGAACGUUUUCGAAGUUUAGUUCCAAUGUACUAUAGAAAUGCAGAUGCUGUUGCCAUUAUAUUUGAUGUGUCAGAUAGAGAAUCAUAUGAUCAGGUCAAAUAUUGGAUAAAUGAAGUCAGAAAAAAUACUGAUACACCAGUGGUAUAUUAUGUUGUUGGCAAUAAAACUGAUUUAGUUAGUUCUAGAAAGGUCACAUAUGAUGAAGCUAAAGAGUUUGCUAAUUACGUCAAUGCCCAUUAUUGGGAAACAAGUGCUUGUGCCAAUACUGAUUUAUUUACAAAUGUUGGGAAAAACCUGAUACAUAUGAUAGAAAGUGAAAGGCCACCCACAAAUUUAAAACUUGAAGUCGAUUCUGAAGAUUUACCCAGUAACACCAAAGUAAAUUCCAGUACCUAUUGUUGUAACGUCUAAAUUUAUAGACAAAAUAUAGUGUUCACAUUCUGUAUUAUAUCAAAACUAAGUAAUAAAUUGUAAGUGUUAACUAUUUUAUUUUGUUAUUUUCCUUGUUGACAUAUAGAUGUAUAUAUAUUAAACAAACCCUUUAUCAGUAUAUUGUUUUAAUUUAUAUGUUUAAUACAUCAUUACAGAGUUAGCUGUCAAUUACUUCUUUAUUAUUAUUAUUUAUAAUAUUAAACAC
Adelges cooleyi (spruce gall adelgid) is the source of this 1104-nucleotide messenger RNA. RefSeq lists its product as uncharacterized. Gene Ontology annotation, molecular function: GTPase activity; GTP binding. The transcript is spliced from 5 exons. The coding region runs from base 276 to 878 and encodes 200 amino acids. The record is from RefSeq and is a predicted model, not a curated record. Lineage: Eukaryota; Metazoa; Arthropoda; Insecta; Hemiptera; Adelgidae.